AUGGAGACCCCCAACCAACCAAGUCAGCCCGCCCAACCACCCAAGGAGGCUGCCUACGCCCAAGCUUCAAACCCUGUAUCGCAUUACCCCCAAGAGCAAAGAGCCUCCUUACGACAACACGGGGAUGCCUCCACCGCGAUCACAAGGGACGCAAAUUCAAACCCGUCAAACGACGAGGCUCGAGCUCGCCUUGACGUGCAACGCAGUUUGCAACAAGAGAGGUUGUAUAGCUCACCGGAUGUGGACCUUGAGUACGGAGUGGAGGAGCAACCAGCAGAGGGAUAUAUUGCGGAUGUGGUGGAGCGAAAAGGAAUGGGGAUGCAGCGCGCUCGGGCGGGUGCACAUGCUGGACCUGUUGGAAGCGCUGGUGGGCCUGGACAUCCCGGAUUCGGCGAGCAGAGAGAUCUUGCAGCUCAUAUGGAUGUCAAGAGGGGAAACCAUGAUCGUAUGCUCAGCGAGAAAAUUGGACAGGAUCCUUCGGACCCCCAAUAUGAUGUUGCUGCAAGAGAGGCCACUAGGCAACGCAAGCUGAGACAAAAUGAAGGUGUGGAUGUGGCGGGCGCAGUUGGGGAGGCCAGCGGGGACCCAGUGGUUAUCAGUUAG
This is a messenger RNA of Penicillium verhagenii, 603 nucleotides long. RefSeq lists its product as uncharacterized. NCBI's taxonomy places the organism in Eukaryota, Fungi, Ascomycota, Eurotiomycetes, Eurotiales, Aspergillaceae. The record is from RefSeq and is a predicted model, not a curated record. The transcript has a single exon. The coding region runs from base 1 to 603 and encodes 200 amino acids.